Vanrija pseudolonga is the source of this 369-nucleotide messenger RNA. RefSeq lists its product as uncharacterized. The transcript is spliced from 3 exons. NCBI's taxonomy places the organism in Eukaryota, Fungi, Basidiomycota, Tremellomycetes, Trichosporonales, Trichosporonaceae. The record is from RefSeq and is a predicted model, not a curated record. The coding region runs from base 1 to 369 and encodes 122 amino acids.
AUGGAGAAGCAGCAGAUCCCGGUCCAGCAGGCUCCCCAGGCAUGGGACCCCAAGGCGCAGCCCGCCGGCGCCCCCCUCGGGGCGUACGCCCCGCAGCCCGGCGCGCCGGGAUACCCGGUCGCUGCCGGCCAGCAGCCCGGGUACGCCGCGCAGCCAGGCAUGGUCGUCGUCCAGGCGGGGCCGUACCCCACCGCCACGUUCUGCCCCGUCACGGGCGGCGCGCACGACCCCGACGAGCGCAUGGGUCUGAUCGGUAUCAUUAUCGGCAUCGUCUUCUGCCCUUGCGGUAUCAUUGCAUGUUUCAUGGACAAGAAGAUCACCUGCAGGAACUGCAAGUUCGUCAUCAAGGAGUCGUGGGGUGGCGCGUAA